This is a messenger RNA of Fundulus heteroclitus (mummichog), 2064 nucleotides long. Its product is annotated as histone-lysine N-methyltransferase 2C-like. The coding region runs from base 1 to 2046 and encodes 681 amino acids. The record is from RefSeq and is a predicted model, not a curated record. Gene Ontology annotation, molecular function: histone binding; histone H3K4 methyltransferase activity; transcription coactivator activity. The transcript is spliced from 12 exons. Lineage: Eukaryota; Metazoa; Chordata; Actinopteri; Cyprinodontiformes; Fundulidae. Gene Ontology annotation, biological process: positive regulation of transcription by RNA polymerase II. Gene Ontology annotation, cellular component: MLL3/4 complex.
AUGAGGCCUGUCCUCACCGCUCCGUCUGCAGGAUUCACUGCCAGGCCCCAGGGCCCCUUGGAGGGGUCCACUGGGGCUUCAGGGGACGGAGCCACACCCAAACCUCAGGAGGCUUUCUUCUUCGGCCGGGACCUUCUUGACCGCGGUCGACAGAUGGACAGGAGGGCACAGACGAUGACUCUGGCAGCAGCCAAUCAGAAUCAGCAACAUUUAAACAAACCUGAGCCUGGCGAGGCGAGGCCGGCCACCCGCCAGGCUCAGAACACGGUGGGGGACCUGAGGGGCCCCCACCGUGUUCUGAGCCCGGCCACCCGCCAGGCUCAGAACACGGUGGGGGAACCUGAGGGGCCCCCACCGUGUUCUGAGCCCGGCCACCCGCCAGGCUCAGAACACGCCUCACAUUCUGGAGACGGGAACCCCCAGGUACACACCACCACCACCACCACCACCACCACCAUCAUCACUGGGGGGGGUUCCCAUGAUAACGGUCUGUUUUUACAUCCAGGUCAGUUCCAGGUGGAGCGCUCUCCGUCUCCCUUCGCCGGCCUGGACAUCAUGGGCUCGGUGGCCGGCGACCCCCCUGAGGGCUGUGGGCGUGGUCAGCGGCUGGUGCAGGAGGAGCCUCUGGACGCCAUCCUGAGUCCUGAGCUGGACAAGAUGGUCACAGACGGAGGCAUUCUCAGCAGACUCUACAAGAUCCCAGAACUGGAGGGCAAGGAUGUGGAGGAGCUCUUCACUGCCGUUCUGAGUCCAGGCAGCAGCAAACAGCUGGAGCCCAGGAGGGCCAGCGGUUCAGCUGCAGGGGGCCCUCGGCUGCCCGUGAUGAACGGCCUGAUGCCUGCCGCGCCUCCCCUCCCACCCGGCCUGCUCGGCUUCAGACCGCCUCCUUCAGAAGGCCCCGCCCCGCCGCCGGCCUCGGCCAAUCGGCCGACGGCGGGGGAGGGCGAGCAGGAGGUGCCGUCGGCGGCUCAGAGGGGCACGCUGAAGUGGGAGAAGGAGGAGAGCCUGGGAGAGCAGGCGACCGUUGCUCCGGUUCUGUACUGCAACACCAACUUCCCCCAGCUGAAGCAGCAGUACCCCGACUGGACCAGCAGAGUGAAGCAGAUCACCAAGCUGUGGAGGAAGGCCAGCUCUCAGGACAGAGCGCCCUUCGUGCAAAAAGCUCGAGACAACCGGGCGGCUCAGCGAAUAAACAAGGUGCAGCUGUCCAACGACGCACUAAAGCGCCUGCAGCCGUCACAGCCGGCGCCGCAGCCGCUGGGGGUCUACGACCACGUGUCCCCAGAGGCCGAGGCGGGCUUCAAAGACCCGCUGAGGCCCAGGGAGUCUGAACAGGAGCAGGAGUGGAAGCUGAGACAGAUCAUGCGUCAGAAGAGCAAGCAGCUGGCCAAGAUGGAGGCCACCCAGAAGCUGGAGCAGGUGAAGAACGAGCAGCGCCAGCAGCAGCUCCGCCAGUCUGGACGCCUCUCCCCCGAAGGCCCCGCCCAUCUGCCGGUGGCCGGGGGCAACGCCUCGCCCCUGCAGCCUGGGGGGGGCCUGCACCUCGUGCAGGAGGGAAGCUCGGCGAUGGCCGAUGACAUCUUCCUCAAGCCUCAAGUCCCUCCUCCCUCUGGUUUCUCAUCCCUCCCUCACUCCCCCCUGGCCUCCUCCCCCCUGCACCAGCCUCCCUGCUCCCCCCAGAUGUUUACCCCUCCCUCCUCCCGCCCCUCCUCGCCAUGGGACCCCUACGGUAAAGCAGCAGGGACUCCUCGUCCCUCCGGCGCCCCCACACCUCAGCAUCAGCCGCGUCUGGGCUUCCCCGGCGUCUCCCCUGCACACGAUACCUCUGGCUCCCCUGCACUGUCCCCUGAAUCCUCAAACCCAGGUCUGCAGCAGGCCCGGGCAGCCAUGAUGAGCCCAGCCUCUGGCUCCCCUCCUGACCCGUCUGUCAGACAAAUGCGAGCAGCCGAGUCCUUACAGAGGAUAAACCUGACAGUGCAGGGGGGGCUGUUCAAAGCCCCCAUGCCCCCCAGCAGGAGCUGGCAGGAGGAGCAAGGAGAGACUUGAGCUUCCUGCCGACCCUGG